This is a messenger RNA of Cicer arietinum (chickpea), 637 nucleotides long. Lineage: Eukaryota; Viridiplantae; Streptophyta; Magnoliopsida; Fabales; Fabaceae. The record is from RefSeq and is a predicted model, not a curated record.
AUUAAUAACAAAUUAAAAUCUAUCUAUAUAAGUAGCCACUCAAACUAUUGAUAUAUCAUAAUUAUACAGUGAAAUUCUAGUGACUUUCAAAUAUGUGUGCAACAAGAGGAGCUUUGGUUGCUGCAACAAGUGUUGGACUUGUGGAGACAUUGAAGGAUCAAGGGUAUUGCAGAUUGAACAACAACACCAUGAGAUCAAUAGCACAACGUGCCACCAACCAAAUAAAAUCCUUAGCUCAAGCCAAGAAGUUGCCUAUAACUUCUUCUUCUUCAAUUUCAAAAAAAUUGAGUGAUGAAAAGAACAGAAAAGCAGAGGAGUCUCUAAGAACCGUUAUGUUCUUGAGUAUUUGGGGUCCCAAUUCUUAGAACCAUAAAUGGAAAGAAAAAAUGGUAUCAUUCAAGCAUCAAAGAAAAAUAUGGUGCCACCGGUCAUAUUCAACCAUAUAUUUCUGUAUCAAACUUGAGAGCUGAAGGCUCGCAAGAUAAAACACACUGUCAAACUUGAUGUGUGUAUGUAUUAUGAUCGAUUAGAUGUUGUGAGUGUAAAUUUGUUUGAAUAAAAAUUUACCAGCUUAAUUUGAUCAUAAGAAAGUUUGUGCUGUGAAUUUGAAUUUGAGUGAGAUUAUUUAUUUCCUUUA